AUGGAUCCUCAAAGAAAAGCAAGGGCUGGCCCAAUGGCACCAUCCAGUAUAAAAACAGCACGUAAGAGCUUUGCUAUUUGCAAUACAUAUGUUAAAAAUUUAAAUUCUCCGAAAGAAAUUGUAACAGUCCACACCAGCACCCCGCACACUGAACAUCGCCCUUUUCACAAUGAACAAAAUCAGAUAUAUCAAGGCGAAGUUAACGUACUUUCAAUAAUUGACACUAACAAGGAUAUUAUGUGUUGUAAGUAUACUGAAGACGUAAAAGAAGUAGCAGCUGGUUUUAUCGAUGGAACAAUAAGACUGUUUGAUUGUAACACCGGAAAUUGUACCCAUUCUUUAAUAGAUGACGAGUGUCGUGUAUACCCCGGUUCUGUAACUGCCAUUAAACAUAGACCAGUUAGCAAAGCACAUCCUAUUACGAAUAUGCUUCUAUCGUCGUGUAUGUAUGCUUGCAAAUAAAUAUUUAAAAGAUUUCAUUAAAACAUAAACAUAACUAUUUUUUUAGACGUCAAUGGGUGUAUAAAAUGUUGGAAAUAUAAGUACGAACAAUGUUUGUAUACAAUAAGAGAGAAACGACAAACUUUAGGUCUAUGUUACCAUCCUCGUUAUACGAAAUUUAUUACUUUUGGUGAUGAUGCUAAGCUUAAUAUGUAUGAUGAAGAAGCACAAACACAAGAAAGAUCUUUUUAUUCUAGCCAACGAAAAAACAUCGUUGACGGACAUAUCUCACGAAUAUUUGCUUGCGUUUUUAAUCCUAAAUCACACCACGAAUUAAUCUCAGGUGGUUGGGAUGACACUGUAAUCUGUUGGGAUGACAGGCAACCCUACGCAACGCGUUUUUUUAACGGCGUUCAUAUGUGCGGGGAAGGGCUGGACUUUGACAAACCCGGAAAACAGAUUUUGACUUGUUCUUGGCAAGAAAAAGAUAAUAUUCAAAUUUGGGACUAUGGAUCUUGCAAACUUAUUGAAACUAUUGUACCGGAUAAUUACCCGUCUAAAUUGUACUGUGGCAAAUUUGUACCACAAAGUAAUUUAAUUGUAUGCGGUGGUUAUGAACCCAAUAUAUUACGAGUCGUAGAUAUUAACAUGAAAAUCACAGAAUGCUCAAUUCGCAAUAAUCCAGGCAGCAUAUAUUGCUUUGACUUUGGAACUAUACGACGAAAACCAAGUAAAAUACCAGAUACUUAUAAAAAAAUAAGUGAAAUACAAAACACGCCGCGCAUUGCUUUUGUAACUGGAAAGAGGCUGCAAACAGUAGAUUUUGGUUGAAUUAGUACAUUUUGUGUUUAAAUUAAAGUAACAUACAAAAAGAACACAAUAAAAAGAUAUUUAAAAGUUGUA
Melitaea cinxia (Glanville fritillary) is the source of this 1344-nucleotide messenger RNA. RefSeq lists its product as uncharacterized. Gene Ontology annotation, molecular function: protein binding. The record is from RefSeq and is a predicted model, not a curated record. NCBI's taxonomy places the organism in Eukaryota, Metazoa, Arthropoda, Insecta, Lepidoptera, Nymphalidae. The transcript is spliced from 5 exons.